CUCUUGUCACUCAUUCGCUGUGCUGCUCGGAGCGCAUUCAGUGUCAGCGGCUGAGGACCAAUUCAUGAUAUCACAGCGACCUGAAACAGGGACAAAGCAUCGUAGUCAUUUAGAUUAUAACUGAACCAACUCUACCUAUUCUACACGGAGCAUACCUUUGGAAGAGAUUGCAAUGCUUCAGAUACGGGAUCUCAUUUGGACAUUGCUUUUCCUUGGUUAUGCAGCUGCCUUGCAAGUGGAAAUCACUCCGACCCAGGGAGAGAUCAGCGUUGGAGAGUCCAAAUUCUUUUUGUGUGAAGUUGUUGGAGAUGCUAAGGAAAUAGACUGGUUUGCACCCAAUGGGGAGAAGCUCUUGCCAGGAAGACCAGACAUCAGCAUCAGCAAGACUGACGAGUCCUCGUCGACACUCACAAUCUACAAUGCUAAUGUCGAUCACGCGGGAAUGUACAAGUGUGUGGCAAAAAGCGGAGAAAAGGAAUCUCAGGGCACCAUCAUUGUAAAAAUUUUCCAGAAACUCACUUUUCAAUAUGCUCCAUCGCCUCAAGAGUUCAACGAGGGUGAUGAUGCUGACAUCAUCUGUGAUGUCAUCAGCUCACCACCCCCAACUAUCAUCUGGAGGUAUAAAAAGAUGAGAAUCCAGCCUGAGACUGAUGUCCGUCUCAAGGUCUUAAGCAACAACCACCUCCAGAUCCGCGGCAUCAAAAAGACAGAUGAGGGUGACUACACCUGCGAGGGCCGCAUCAUGGCCCGAGGAGAAAUCGACCUGAGGGUCAUCAAGGUCAUUGUCAAUGUUCUGCCAAGCAUCAGGACCCGCUACACUGAGCUUAAUGCCACUGCAGACAUCAACCAGGCCGUGACGCUGGCCUGUCACGCAGAUGGCUACCCAGAACCCACUGUCAAGUGGGCACGAGGUAAUACGGAGCUGGAAUCAGAUGAGAAGUACAGUCUAAAUGAAGAUGGGUCGGAGCUGACCAUCAAAGACGUCAAUAAGCUUGAUGAGGGAGAUUACAAGUGCAUCGCUAGAAACAAGGCUGGAGAGAGGAGUGAAGAAGUCACGCUCAAUGUGUUUGUGCAACCUAAGAUCACCUUCCUAGAAAACCAGACGGCAUCUGAGUUGGAGGAGCAGAUCACGUUGACUUGUGAGGCGACGGGUGAUCCAACACCUAACAUCAUCUGGAGCUUCGGCCGCCGUGUCUUCACCGAAAAUGAACAGGCUUCAUGGACUCGACCUGAGAAGCACAAGAGUCUGGAUGGUAACGUGGUUGUGCGCAGUGAUGCCCGCGUGUCCUCUCUGACUCUGAAGUACGUUCAGUUCACGGACGCCGGCCAGUACCUUUGCACCGCACGCAACUCCAUCGGUCAGGACAUCCAGAGCAUGUACCUGGAAGUGCGCUAUGCUCCAAAGAUCCAGGGCCCUCAGGCGGUGUUCACCUGGGAGGGUAAUCCAGCUAAUAUCACCUGCGAGGCCCUCGCUCACCCGGGUGCCUCCGUUUUGUGGUUCCGGGAUGGCCAGCAGCUGCCGAGCGCUAAUACCACCAACGUCAAGAUCUACAACACCCCCACAGUCAGCUUCCUGGAGGUCACUCCAGACUCCCAAAACGACUUUGGCAGUUACAACUGCACAGCUACCAAUGUCAUCGGCACAGAGUCAAAGGAAUUCAUUUUGGUUCAAGCAGAUGUGCCUUCGGCCCCCUCUAUCGAGCGUGUGGAGCCGUAUUCCAGCACAGCAAUGAUAGAGUUUGAGGAGCCUGCUUCCAGUGGAGGAGUGCCUGUUCUGAAGUACAAAGCUGAAUGGAGGAUAGCAGGCCAAGACUGGACUGACCGAGAGUAUGAACUUGAGGAUGGUCUCAACCUGAUCACCAUUGUGGGGCUGAAGCCAGAGACCACAUAUGAAGUCAAGAUAUCGGCCAUCAACGGCAAGGGUGAAGGAGAGAGCAGCGCCCCAGAGAGCUUUAAAACCCAGCCUGUUCGCCUUCCUUUCAGAAUGUCUCCAGAGACUCCAACUUCCAUUCCUCCAACCACUGCCGACAUUAAAGGGGAACCUAAUCCUCCUAAACUGGAGGCUAAGCCACAGUCCACGGGCAAUGAGAUGAAGGUGCACUUUAUCAAGCAGGACGAUGGGGGCUCUCCCAUCAAACACUAUCUAGUGCGCUACAGAGCUAAGAACCGCCAGGACUGGAAGCCUGAGAUCCGUAUGCCUGAUGCCAGCGAUUACAUAGUGCUGCGGGGCCUAGACUGGAACACAGAAUAUGAAGUCUACGUCAUUGCAGAAAACCAGCGAGGACGGUCUGAACCCGGCACCCUCUCCUUCAGGACCUUGCCAGAACCCACCGCCAUCCCAGAAACAAGCUCAGGUUUGGGCACUGGCGCUAUCGUGGGCAUCCUCAUUGUGGUCUUCAUCCUGCUCCUCUUCGGCGUAGACGUCACUUGCUACUUCCUGAACAAGUGUGGCCUUCUCAUGUGCAUCGCUGUCAAUUUCUGCGGCAAGUCUGGGCCUUCAGCCAAGAGCAAGGAUAUCGAGGAGGGAAAAGCUGCCUUCACUAAGGAUGAAUCUAAGGAGCCUAUUGUGGAGGUAAGAACUGAAGAAGAGCGCACACCAAACCACGAGGGAGGAGGCCCAACUGAACCCAACGAGACCACCCCUCUGACCGACCCCGAGCACGCUGCUGACACCACAGCAACAGUAGUGGACUUGCUUCCCUCUGUAACCACUAACUCAGACCCCGGCACUGAAAGUCCGGCUAGCGAUAGCACCACCCUUACCACCAGCACCGACCCUAAACCUACUCCCCAAUCCAGCACCCCCAAACCUAGCGUCACCUCUCCCACCUCCCCUCCUCAAGCCGUGGCCCCUCUGGUGGACCUGAGUGAAACACCCUCCAAACAGACCUCAAAGUCCUUAGAUGAUUCAAGCCCCGCAGAAGUGGCCAGAGCCGAUGGCCAGAGCCCGGCUGAGCCGGCCAAAGCCCCCCAAAGUAAGGACUCUCAGGUACAAGCAGGAUCCCACCAGACCACAGAUAGUGACCCUGCCAAGAAUUCCAGCGACUCCUCCAGCGCACCGUCCGCACCCAACCAGGACGACGGUAAAAUCAUUGUAGAUGACAAAAGUAAAGCGCCGGAGACGGAGGUAAAGAAACCCCCGGCGGAGGUGAAGACAGUCCCCAAUGAAGCCCCGCAGGCGAACGGCAACGAGAGCAAAGCAUGAUGGGAAAUCAGCACGACAGUCGCAGACAGACAGCACCACACCACCACCACUUCUCAGAUACAAGGCUUUCUUUUUUCAGUGUCUUCUUUGAGUUUCGCAGAACAAAACACAUCUGUAGAUGUAUAGAGCACCUAAAGAGCUCGCACACUUGCCUUUGAUUUUGUACUUUUCAUUUGUUAUCACUAUUGAAAUGUCGUUUCUUUCAAAAAACGCAAGAAGGAAAGAUUCUUCACCUCUAGCACAGUCUCCUUGACCUCUGUGAGUAAGACCAGCAUCUUUCAAGUACACUCAGUUUUUGUUUUUUUGAGGAAGAGAAAUUUUGCUUUUACACAUUCAGCCCAGCGAGAUGUUUCAGUUAAGUCCCGUCUUAUAACAUGCAGUAUUGCCAUCAUUAUUGUCUGCCACAUUCUUAUUCUUUUGGGAACAUUUUUAAUGUUUUACUUGUGUUUAAAUAAUGUACAAAAACAACCGCCUUUUUAUUUUAUUUUUUUCACAUGAUUUUAGCGCUAGAUUUUUAGCACGCUUGCUUUGCAGAAUGAUUCCAGCCCUGAGUAUUCACAGCAUUUUACUUUGAUAAAACCUGCUGUUUGCUUCACAGAAGAUUACACAAACUAAAGGUCUGAACUAGUGGUUAGGUUUGAAAUAAAAAUCGCCACUUUAUUUUCUGUUUUACACAUACUUUCAUUUUACAACACAUGCCGUUUUCUCUGAGCCUCAGGGUUCCUUCCAUUUAGUUUUGGUUUUUAGAGCAGGAUUGAGAGUCAAAUAGGUCUCCCACAGUGAUCUUUGCUUAAAAACGUCCCGCAAGUCCUUUAAAAAAACAUUAGGAACAACUCGGAGCUCUUAGAUAUGGAUCGAAUGGCUCCUUGAGAGGAUUCCGUACAAGAAUUGCUGUGUUACUCGGAGAAACAGCUGUUGCAUUCGUGGAUUUACGAAAACAUGAGGUGUUCAUAAUGCUUGCGGGAAGUCCCUUAAGAUGUCUGACUGGUGCUCCGUUGUUUUAAAGGGUUAGUUUAACUUGAAAUGAAAAUUCUGUUAUUGAUUUAUCCUCACGUCAGUCCAAACCUGUCUGUUCACCCAAAUAUCUGAUGCUUCAAAAUAAAUGAAGAGAUCAGUUUGUUUGUUAUUUGAGCAGUUUGAAGUGUCAGAGUUUUAGGUUAACAGUCUUUCAAUGGACGGACAAGCAUCUCUGAUUUGAGAUGGAGAUGAACAAAAAUACAAUGCAAUUUAGUGGCUAAUUUGUAUUAGUUUGUAUGAUCAUUUUAGCACCAAUUGCUCAUCCUUUAAUGAGAGUUAGGGCUGGGGUUUGGGUGCAUACUUCUUUGUUAAAAUCGUACGUUUUUAUAUGAAUGAAAUCAUUUGCAUUUUUACAAAUUAGUCACUUUUCUGAGAAUAUGUAUAAAUAUGUUUUGAAUAUGAAUAUGUAUGAAAAUUUGUUUUGGGUUGCAAGCCCUUACAGUGCACAGGUGACAAACUCAGUUCUGGAGAGCCACAUCUCUCCACAGUUUAGUUUUAACCCUAAUUCAAGAUUUCACACUUAGCUGAUGAUUGGUAAUAAGCUUGUUUGGCAUGCUGUCCCGGGAGAGAGCCCUGAGCUUAUAAGAUCCUCGAGCUCUGGGCUCCCUCCUGUUAGCAGGGCGAGAGGGGAGUUUGAGCUCAGGUAGAUCUCGAUGAACACCCCCGACUUAUUUUUGGCUAAUGGCUGUUAUAUAAUGUCUGAGGAGAGAUAUACGGCUUACUAAGUUCUUGACUAUAAUGCCAUUUUGGUAUGUUCAACUUACUUAGGUUGUGUUUUUUGUACUGUGUGGGGAAGCCCGAGGAAAACCCAGGCGAGCACGGGGAAAACGGGCAAACACAGAAAUGUCAGCUGGUUUAGUAGAGACUUUAACCAGAGACAUUCUAGCUGUGAGGCAACAGUGCUAAUCACUGGGCCGCCGUGUCGACCAUCUAGAAAGGAGGGGGAGUAGGGGUGGGUGGAAACAUGUAAGUUUUGCAGUUCGCUGCUUUGCAAAGUUCAAACUUGGUAACCUCUGCAAAAUUACUUGACUGUGUGAGACAAAUCGAGGAUCAAAACAUGACCUCUCUAGACAGAAAUUUUAAAUAUGGACCAAUCGCUCGCUUUUUAAAUGUCUAAUCAUCUUAUUUAAUCCCGUCACUUUUUGCAGCGCCAUACUACAGAAUUUCGCAUGCUCAAACUAUAGUGUAACCGCAGCUUAAUUAAGUUCUUCAGGCUUGCUUUAAACCUCCAGGUAAGUGUAUUGAAGUAGGGUUGGAACUAAACUGUGCAGGGCUGCGGCCCUCAAAGAAAUGAGUUUGAUACCCCUGCCUUACGGGUUUGGGCAUGACUUAUGGAUAAAACAUUACAGAAUAGUCUUUUUAAUUUGCAACCUAACCAUUAAUUGGUAACUUCAUUAUUAAUUGAUAAACGUGACGUCAGAAUGAAGUCGUACCCCUUCGAUGGUAAUAAAAAAUGUUAAUGUUUGUUGCUUUUUCUCAAAUGUCUUAAAUGGCCAAAUUAUUUCCGUUUUAUUUAAGCCAUAGUACUCCGGUGUGGAUCGUAGCAUAAAGAAUAUUCAGCCUGACUUUUGUUUUGUUUUUUGUACAGUGUUUCUCAUUCUUUAGGCUGCAAGCUUGUGCACUGUGAAUGCGUGAAAAUUCCUAGUGUGAAUACAGUGUGUUCUUUGUACUAGAAAAAAAAUAAAGAAAUAAAAAGUUUCCAUAGGUUGUGAAAGCUGUAGCUGUUAGUUCAAAUGAUGUUCAUCACGAUAAGAAAAGAAAAACAUUUUGAAAAUACAAACAAAAAUAAAUAAAUUAAACACAAACAAACAUUGACUGCAGCAGAAGUCAAAUACGGACACAAAAGGAGUUGGUGCCUUCAAUAUUAAACAUCCUCUCGUAUGCAGGCCUGGAUGGGCCGCUACUCUCUCUGUGGCAACUUGGUCCAGAUCUGUAAACUGUGAAAAUAGUAAAAAUAAUACGUUUAGUUUUAUGCUCAAACGUGUCGUCACUUGGUCUGAGGAUGUAAAUGGAUCGUGGUUUUCUUAAAAACUUGAGUUCUCAAAAUCUCGACAACAUGCCUCUAUUUAACUGAUGCAAAAUAAGACAUGUAUGUAUAUACAUAUAUAAAUAUAUUCACAUACAAAACUGUCUCGAUGCAUUUCGUCUCAUAGGCACCAUCGAAUUACAAAAAUCUUUCCGUUCAUUCCAUUUGCCUUGUCAUUUAUUUUUAAACCUGAAAUAUGCAUGUGAUGUAUUCUGAACUAGAUGUCAUCGGUGUUAAGGUUACGAAUUGAAUUGCUAAGUAACUGAAAAUGUCAAAGGCUUUACCUGUUGUAUCUGAAUGUCAGUGAACUCAUCAUUUUGUAUGUUCACUGUUUUUGCUUUCACUACUAGACGAACAUGAAGUGCUUUUGUGGAGCUGGACGACAUCACUUUUUAAUAACUUUCAUUGUUAAAGCUUAAAACAGAUCUAUAGCUCAUGAACAAAUAUAAUAAUAUAUAGUUUCAUGAACUAUUUGAAUGUAAACUUGUGUUCUGUUAUAGGGAUUGUUCAUCAAAAAAAAGAACAUAUACUCACCCUGGAGUGUUUCCAAACAUUUAUGAGCUCUUUUUGUGUUGAGAAUUUUGAAAACCAGUAGCAAUUGAUUUCCAUAUAAGGAAAACACAUUUGGAAGUCAAUGGUUACUGAUUUCAAACAUUCUUCAAUAUAUGAUGACUGAAUGUUCAUUUUUUGGUGAACUAUCCCUUUAAGCAUGUGUAAUGUAAUGAUAUUAUUAACAAUGAAAGUUAUUACAAAACGUUUCCAGCUGAAUUCAGGUCUAAUAAACAAACAAGUUGUUUCUCUCCGUUUCAUACUGCCAUUUAAUGUGGGACCAAUUUGUUUACACAGUUUACCGCCGCAGUCGUACCAUCAAGCCACUUUAAAGACAAAAAAGUCUGUUCCCAGAUUCAUUUAAAGCUCAUCGUCUGACUAGAUUACACUUGUUUGAUGUGGAAAAGGUUUCUCUCAUCAUCUCUCUCAUGUCAGACCUUUAUACGACAUCCAUUUCUUCAUCCCCUACUGAGAGGCCCUUCUCCCAGCUGACUGUAUCCAGAUUUCUACACUUCCAGCUCUCCCUCCCACUGCCACUGCUGUAAAUACUAACCGACAACAAAAUCUGACUUCAUUCUGUCAAAAUUCUUGUGUUCAAUAAAAGGAGAAAAAAAUAAUAA
Danio rerio (zebrafish) is the source of this 7417-nucleotide messenger RNA. The record is from RefSeq and is a predicted model, not a curated record. NCBI's taxonomy places the organism in Eukaryota, Metazoa, Chordata, Actinopteri, Cypriniformes, Danionidae.